Lathyrus oleraceus (garden pea) is the source of this 5331-nucleotide messenger RNA. Its product is annotated as pentatricopeptide repeat-containing protein At4g21300. The coding region runs from base 149 to 2710 and encodes 853 amino acids. NCBI's taxonomy places the organism in Eukaryota, Viridiplantae, Streptophyta, Magnoliopsida, Fabales, Fabaceae. Gene Ontology annotation, biological process: RNA modification. Gene Ontology annotation, molecular function: RNA binding; protein binding. The transcript has 2 exons. The record is from RefSeq and is a predicted model, not a curated record.
UCAAGGUUUAACAUAUUCUUAUUUAUUUAUUUCUUAAAAUUACAUUUACCUCCCUCAGUUUUAUCUAAAUGACACUUUCACCCCAUUUUCGAAAAACAACAUCGCUAAAUUUUCCGUUUUCGUUUUCUGCAACUGUUGUUAUUCUGCCAUGAACUACAAACUCGGAUUCAAACAAGUAAAGCACUUUCUCUAUGUUGCAUUCAAACAACGAAGUUCAUACACAACUACCAGUUGCAAUUAUGUCAUGUCAAGAUCACGUUUAUUGGAAGAAUCUUUCACUGCUCAAUUGGAAUCUAUGUUUCGGGCUAGUUCGAAUUCAGAUGCGUCUAUGGUUAAACAAGUUAGACAAAUUCAUGCUCAGGUUGUUGUUGGUGGAAUGGGUAAUAGUCUUACGUUGGGUUCAAGGAUUCUGGGAAUGUAUGUUCUUUGUGGAAAAUUCAAUGAUGCUGGGAAUUUGUUUUUUAGGGUUGAGUUGUGUUAUAGUCUUCCUUGGAAUUGGUUGAUAAGAGGUUUUUCUAUGAUGGGGUGUUUUGAUUUUGCUUUGAUGUUUUUCUUUAGGAUGUUGGGUAGUAAUGUUGCACCUGAUAAGUAUACAUUUCCUUAUGUGAUUAAAGCUUGUGGUGGUUUGAAUAAUGUCAAAUUGUGUAAGAUGGUUCAUGAUUUGGCUCGGUCGAUGGGGUUUCAUAUGGAUUUGUUUAUUGGUAGUUCUUUGAUUAAGUUGUAUACGGAUAAUGGUUAUGUUCAUGAUGCUAGGUGCCUGUUUGAUGAAUUGCCUGUGAGAGACUGCAUUUUGUGGAAUGUUAUGUUUAAUGGUUAUGUGAAAAAUGGGGAUUUUAGUUCAGCGUUGGGAACUUUUCAGGAUAUGAGGAACUCUUGCGUUAAACCUAAUUCGGUUACGUUUGUUUGUCUUUUGUCGGUAUGUGCUACGAGAGGGAUACUUGGUGCUGGUAUUCAGCUUCAUGGUCUUGUUAUUAGGAGUGGGUUAGAGUCUGAUCCUCAGUUGGCAAACACACUUAUUACAAUGUACUCUAAAUGUGGGAGCCUUUUUGAUGCGAGAAAGAUUUUCGAUAUGAUGCCACAGACUGAUACAGUUACUUGGAAUGGUUUGAUUGCUGGAUAUGUACAGAAUGGAUUAACAGACGAGGCUGCGCCUUUGUUGAAAGCAAUGGUUGCUAGUGGAGUCAGACUAGAUUCGGUUACAUUUGCAAGUUUCCUUCCUUCGAUUCUUGAAUCUGGGAGUCUCAAGCAUUGUAAGGAAGUUCAUGGUUAUAUAGUGCGUCAUGGGGUGCCUUUUGAUGUCUAUUUGAAGAGCGCUCUCGUUGACAUAUACUUCAAGGGCGGAGAUGUGGAGAUGGCGUGCAAGACUUUCCAGCAGAAUAUGUUGGUUGAUGUUGCAGUUUGCACGGCUAUGAUCUCGGGCUAUGUGCUUAACGGGAUGAAUAUUGAAGCUAUAAACAUUUUUAGGUGGUUAGUUCAAGAGGGAAUGAUGCCUAAUUGCCUGACUAUGGCUAGUGUUUUGCCUGCUUGUGCUGCUUUGGCGUCUCUGAAAUUUGGAAAGGAAUUGCACUGCGAUAUUCUGAAAAAAGGACUGGAGAAUGUGUGUCAAGUGGGAUCUUCAAUCACAUAUAUGUAUGCAAAAUGUGGAAGAUUGGAUCUUGCAUAUCAAUUUUUCAGAAGAAUGCCUGAAAAAGAUAGUGUAUGCUGGAACUUAAUGAUUGUAAGUUUCUCGCAGAAUGGUAAACCAGAAAUGGCCGUCGAUCUUUUUCGGCAAAUGGGAAUGAGUAGAACAAAGUUUGACGCUGUGAGCUUAUCAGCUACUCUCUCUGCUUGUGCAAAUUUACCGGCACUCUAUAACGGGAAAGAGUUGCAUUGCUUUGUUGUACGAAACUCAUUUAUCUCUGACACUUUUGUUGCAAGUGCACUAAUCGACAUGUACUCUAAAUGCGGAAAACUAGCUUUGGCUCGGUGUGUGUUUGACAUGAUGGAUUGCAAGAAUGAAGUUUCAUGGAAUAGCAUCAUUGCUGCCUAUGGAAACCACGGCCGCCCGAGAGAAUGCCUGGAUCUAUUCCAUGAGAUGUUAGAAGCUGGGAUUCAACCUGAUCAUGUUACUUUUCUUGUUAUAAUAUCGGCUUGUGGUCAUGCAGGCCUAGUUGAUGAAGGGGUAUACUACUUCCGUUGCAUGACCGAGGAAUACGGGCUAUGUGCUAGGAUGGAACACUUUGCAUGCAUGGUAGAUUUGUAUGGUCGUGCUGGUCGUUUGCACGAAGCAUUCGAUACCAUAAAAAGCAUGCCAUUCACCCCUGAUGCAGGUACUUGGGGGUCACUUCUUGGUGCUUGUCGGAUUCAUGGAAAUGUUGAGCUUGCUAAACAUGCUUCAAGACAUCUUGUUGAACUAGACCCAACAAAUUCUGGAUACUAUGUUUUACUUUCAAAUGUACAUGCUGGAGCUGGUGAAUGGGAAAGUGUUCUUAAGGUUAGAAGUUUAAUGAAGGAAAAAGGAGUUCAAAAGAUACCUGGAUACAGCUGGAUUGAUGUCAAUGGUGGAACUCAUAUGUUUUCUGCUGCUGAUGGAAGUCACUCUCAAUCUGUUGAGAUCUAUUUGAUUCUUAAAAGUCUUCUUCCGGAGUUGAGAAAACAGGGUUAUGUUCCUCAACCUUAUCUUCCGCUGCACCCACAAAUUAUGAGCAAUAAUUGUUUGGAGAAUCAUUGAUUUAUUUCAUAUUCUCAUUUCUCACCAUCAGUGAUUACAAAUAUCAUUUAAUGCAACUCUUCUUAUUACAAAAAUACUAACCGAACUUAUUUAUGAGUUUGAUUUCAGUCAUCCCUUACUACUAAUUCUCAAGCUGUAAUUAUUCAUCAACUUAUGAACUUUGUAGCACUAACAUAUUAUUCAAAGUUAUACUUGAAAUACUACUUGAAACCAUGUUGGUCAUUCUUGCAACUUCUAUGUUCCCUCUUUAUCAUCAAGUUCCUCUUACUGAAUCUGUUACAUUCGUUGAUUAUUUCUAGAACAAUAUACUAUUUUACUUUUUUCUUUUUCAACUAUAAAUUUUUUGCUAUUUUGGUGAACUUGUACACUCUAUCUAUACUUUAUAAAACAGCAAGUAGGAUUUGUUGAUGUAAAAGCACCUUGAUCCACAUGUAAGACUUCCUAAAUUCAUUUUCCUUCAUUUGAUUGUUGUUAGUCCGUGUCGUCUGAAUUGUGCUUAAGUCUUUUCUUGCUCUCCAUAUGAAAGAUUGAGCAUUUGAAGCAAUAUGUUGAAGCCUUUGCUUUUCGCUUUCAUAAAUUUUUUAACAGAUGUACUAUUUUUUUAUCCCAAGGAACUGAAGAGAAAUUUUAAUUCCAUAUUUAAAUUCUUUGAAAUUUUGAUGUGAAUGAUGCUUAUUGCAAACCUCAUGGCUUGUUUCAAAUUGACAUCAUUCAUUCUCAUUAAGUUAUGCUCUUCCUUCGGUCUUCCAAGUAUAUAUUUUUUUGUCCGUGCAUAUUUCUUGUAGAUAUAUUCAGUACUUCCUGUCAACAAGGUUCUUUGACAAUAGGUAGAGGGUUUUGUUUUUUGAAAACUCGGUAUCUGAGAAAUGACCAACUAAUCCGGGGAAAUCAAUCCAAUCGUCCACUAGUGGGGAGCUCAAUUGAAAGCAGAACUAAGUUCUGUAUGGAUUAGCCUAACACUGAAAUUGUUGGCACCUGGAAAAUUUGAAUCUGAGACCUAGAGAGGAACACACUCUUAGGUCCUAAGUCCUCACUACCAAGUCAACCCCUAGGGGUUUAUAGAUAGGUUAAUACAAAAAAAAAAAAUCACUGCCUAUAUUUAAAGAAGAAAAGAUGAACUUAUUUUUUAUCUUAAUGUGAUGGUUAAUUUUCCCCUUGAUAUAUAUCUAUGUUUAGAAGGUGAGGGGUUGUUAGUGUUUUUCAUUGGCUCUCUGAAUAUGCAUGGUUACUUUCUACCUAGCAACUUUGCAAGUGCUCGGUAAAAUUGAGUUGGAAAUUUUGCUUUAGAAGCUCGCGAACUGGUGUUCUGAUUAUAUUUCUGGUGUCUUUUGUCAUUGCUUUAGUUAAGACAGCUAGUAUAGAAAUUGAGUAUUGUGUUAUUCUUAUCAAAUCAUGGGUCAAUCGGAUUGCUUUCUGUCAUUUCACAGUAAUGUGUUUAUAAUCUACAGGUUUCAAAAUUGCAUUGUAUAUACAUGUUUUAUCCGAAAAAGUGUUCAUUUUAGUAGCCAAAUUAUGUAUAUUUUGAUUUUGAGAAACAAGGUUUAUCAUGAGAUUUUAGCAAAGACCCAAACCAGUUGUGGGAAAACAUAGAAGAGCAGUUUUUCAGAACCUUAAAACGGAAUACUUGUUGGAUUAGUUAAUUGAAACAUGCUAAUGCAAAGAAAACUAUGGUUGUUACACUUCAUUUUUUUCAGUGCUGAGAGCUUAGGUUUUUGUUUCAAUGUGCCUAUUGGAUUCUGUUGGUUAAAGCUGAUCAUUCUUCUCUCACUCGAGGUUUCAGGAUUUCAACAUGUCUAUUGGAUGCUGUUGGUUAAAGCUGAUUAAUCUACUUUAUUAUCUAUUUAUACAACUUAGCUACAGUUAUUUAUUCACACAAAUUCUCCUGCUCACUAUUCUGCUCUAUCUCCUGCUCACUCUUCUGCUCUAUCUCUUCUCGAAGUUCUCGCAAACACAUAGCAGUUUCUCAAACAAAGAUCUCAAGUGUUUUCCCCGUUGAUAGUAGCAUUUCUUCAUCUCAAUUGCAUCAUCCACUAUGAUUCAAGACCCAUCCCGCAGGAAACAUCACUCAAUAUGUACAUUACCUUAAUCCCUAGCCUAAUCCUUGCAUUAUAGCUUGAAAUAUCAAAACACUGAUCCUCUCAGAGAAAAGGGUAAUAACCCUGUAACCAUAACUGGUGAUUUCUUAAGUACCUAUGUUCAUUAACUGAAAAAAUGUGUUUCUUAUACGUGUUGGUGCUGUUUAGUUCAAUCUCAAUAUGAUGCUCUCACACCUAUUUCCAGAUUGUUAGGCUGCUGGACAGAUGAGGAAUUAAAGACUUAAAGAUUGUUAGACUUCUUUUGUAUUUGAUUUGUACUAUUUAAUGCACAAAUAAUUUGUGAAAUUGUGUACUCAUUCAACUUGAUGGAGCCAUUAACCCUCUCCUGCUGUUCUAUACACUAGUAGGUACCAUCUCUUUUGGAGAUUUGCUAUAAUUGACUUCGGAGAAAGUAGAUAGGUCUAUUUUGUUUUGCAAAAGAAAAAUGAUAGGUGUAUUUGUUAAUUCUUUUGUAUAUAAUAUAUUGUUAAAAUUUGUAUAAACCCAUGUUAAUAAUAGGAACAUAUCAACACAAAAAUAAAUGUA